AUGUCUGCCACCAGUAUCAGGCCUGAGGUAGCUCUGCACAAAGCCAGGAUACCCCACAGCCUGCUGCCACCUGCCAGCUCCCUUAAGGUUCAGCCACUGAUAGCAAGCCUCAUGCGGAAUGCAAGUCGGACAGAGGUGGAGGAGACACUGAAGCAACUUCAGAGCCAGAAGGGCAUGCAGGUACCCCUCGUGGUGAACACAGAAGGCAUCCCCACCACCACGCAGGACACCACCACCACGGACAAUCCCACCACCACGCAGGAUGCCAGCCUCAUGUACAGCUUCAUCUUGAAAGUCCGGAGCACCAUACAUGACACUGACCCCCAGAAUGACCUCAUCUUCCUUCAAAUUCGCUCCAAGAAAAAUGAAAUUAUGGUCGCACCAGAUAAAGAUUAUUUCCUCAUUGUGAUUCAGAAUCCAACUGAACAAGCUGCUCUCUCAGCUCCUGGGGUCGUUCCUUAA
Messenger RNA from Rhinolophus ferrumequinum (greater horseshoe bat), 462 nucleotides. Its product is annotated as dynein light chain roadblock-type 1-like. The transcript has 2 exons. The record is from RefSeq and is a predicted model, not a curated record. NCBI's taxonomy places the organism in Eukaryota, Metazoa, Chordata, Mammalia, Chiroptera, Rhinolophidae. Gene Ontology annotation, molecular function: dynein intermediate chain binding. Gene Ontology annotation, cellular component: centrosome; cytoplasm; cytoplasmic dynein complex. Bases 1 to 462 code for a protein of 153 amino acids. Gene Ontology annotation, biological process: microtubule-based movement.